This is a messenger RNA of Anopheles bellator, 3569 nucleotides long. Its product is annotated as 6-phosphofructo-2-kinase/fructose-2,6-bisphosphatase-like. The transcript is spliced from 9 exons. Gene Ontology annotation, molecular function: 6-phosphofructo-2-kinase activity; ATP binding; fructose-2,6-bisphosphate 2-phosphatase activity. Gene Ontology annotation, cellular component: cytosol. Bases 1397 to 2863 code for a protein of 488 amino acids. Lineage: Eukaryota; Metazoa; Arthropoda; Insecta; Diptera; Culicidae. The record is from RefSeq and is a predicted model, not a curated record. Gene Ontology annotation, biological process: fructose 2,6-bisphosphate metabolic process; fructose metabolic process.
ACCACUUUAUAUAACUCCGGCUCAAGCGAAGUAAACAAGGCCACCGGUGAAGCAAUAGAUUUGAAGUCGCAGUGUUCUUAUCGCGGUUCCGUGUGGUCAUAAAAAGUGCCGGGGAAGAAGAAACGCGUUGCUGUGCUGGGUGCUUCCGAAGAUUGACCGCCGAUUGUUCCACCGGGUGACUUUUUGCUUCAUUUCCGAUCAUACUGUUUUGACGUGUACUUGGCGGUGCCGAUUGCAACGUGAGCCCCGUGGCGCUGUUAUUGUUUUCAUCAAUCUUUUACGAGCGAUAGAAGCGCAGAUCCGGCAAAGGCUUAUCUCACGAUCGAUCGGCAUCCUCACCCAAAAUCUCACAUCUCACGGCUCACCUGCUCACUGUGAGAACAGAAGGUUGCUGCUCCUUGAUCAACACAACGCGGCGCAAGAACAAGGAAGGUUUAACAACCUUUCCGAUGGUCAACGCACCAGUCCGUAUCGCAGUGAGUUAUUGCUUCACGGAGGCUGCCCGAUCGGUUCCGGCCAUUCAAGAACGUGUUUUUGUUUUCGCUGCCUCCGUCAAGGCGCCGCCGAUAGGCAGCUGUCAUUUUCGCGCGCGCGAUUGCCAUAACCGCGGAGUGUGGAGUAGUUCCGCGAGUCCAGCCCACCGGGCAGCAGUUUAGUGCAUUCGGUGCAAUCGAGAGAGUAGUGCGCGUGCCUGGCCGCCGCAUAAGCGAGCAGAGAGCGAGCGAACCGUGCAUGCUGAGUGCAGAAACAAGUGCAUCCCAGUAGCCUUGCAAUUUUCGUGUCAGACCGAGAGAGAGCGAAUAGUGCAAGAGAAAGAGGAAAGCUUUCGACCUACAUUUGCUGAGUGCAUCUUUGGCGCACAGAACCUUCGGAAAUUUACGUAAAAAAGAUAGCAGCUUGCAGUUGCACCAGCAACGCUCGAGUGGAUAGGUUUUUGUUUUGGUUACGAUACAUUUGCUGUCCUAUUCCGUUUGCUGCUGUGAAUCCCGGUGUGUCCCUGGUGUCAACAAAAAACAUUAACCUCAGCCAGUGUUUAUGUUGCACUUCCGCAAUUAUUUUGUCCACGCGAACCCGUGACCCGGCUGUAUCGGCAGUGGAAGAAAAACAAGGGACACCAGCAAGAGAUUGUGCAAAAACUGUCGCCCUUGAGUGCUUGUCGGGCACAAUAAACGGCUCACGAAACACCGCGUAGAACAUUAUUAGAGCCCGCAAAACAGGAAGCAGAGCACCGGAACACCUUGUCUUUUAAGUGGCCUGCUCAAGUAAACGCAGUACAAGCCGGAUCGACGUUUAAUUGGCCGUUGUGAGAUAAAAUCGGAAUAGUGAUCGGAACAAACAGACCAUCGACAGUCCUUCGGCAUCGCCGUUAGGCGCGGAGAUUUGAAAGCUGACCAGAAUGGCCCCGAUAGCUACAACGCACGGACCGAAGGAGGCGGUGCAUGGCGGUGGCGAAGAAACGCUAACGCGCCAUACCGAUGCAAAGCAACAUUACUACAUCAGCAACCGCACAAAUGGCAUCAGUGAAGGAGCACGAGAUGGGACGGCGUCGAUGAUGGCCGGUAACACAACAACGGCCUGUCCGCAGCAACCCUGUCCGCUGAGGGCUCCGCUCGUGGUAACCGUCGUCGGGUUACCGUGCCGGGGGAAGUCGCUGGCCGCACAUAAAGUGGCCCGCCACCUAAGCUGGCGCGGCGAGGGUGCCAAAGUGUUUACGGUUGACAAGAAUGCCACCAACGACACGCUGUGCGAAAUCAGUCUUUUCUUCAAGGAAGGAAAUAAUGUCGCUAUCAUCGAUGGAAUGCAUUUAACACGGGCCACCCGCCAAACGGUGGCCUCCUUCUGCUGUGAUGCCGUAUUUCACCAUCUGCUGAUCGAGUUCACGUGCAAUGACAAGUGUCUUGAGGAGAACAUUGCCGAUACGGUGCAGUUCUAUCGCCAGCAUGAUCAGACCAACGACUGGGAACAACGUCUUCGCGAUAGCAACACCGCCCACACGGCACAGUUCGAACCGUGUAACGCAUCCGAGGGCCCCCUGAUUACGGUGAACAACUCCGAGGAUCCACUGUACCACUCCGUCGCGGCUCGCGGUGUCCGUGGUGCUAUUCAGACGGCGAUCCUAGGCGUUCUUGCUAGCCCCGUUAUUCGCCAGCAGACGUUUUACUUUAGUCGGCACGGCGAAUCCGAGUAUAACGUUUUGGGACGAAUCGGAGGCGAUGCGGAUCUGUCACCACGCGGCAUGAAGUACGCCGAACGGUUGGCGCGCCAGCUGGGAGGUCCGGGUUCGAGUCCGGAUUGUCCGCGACCGAAAGUGAUCUGGACGUCCGAGCUGCGCCGCACGGUUCACACUGUCCAGAGUAUUCCGGGACCGCGAGCGGCCAUCAAAGAUCUGAACGAGAUCAAUGCUGGAAUCUGCGAGGGCUUGACGUACGAAGAGAUUCAAGAACGCUUCCCGCAGGAGUUUGCCUGGCGUGAUCAGGACAAAUUCAAAUAUCGCUACCCGCACGGGGAAUCGUAUCUCGAUUUGCUGCAACGGGUCGACAGCGUGGUGCAGGCGCUGCUCAGCAAGACCGACGUGUUAGUUGUCUCCCAUCAGGCCGUCCUGCGCUGCAUUAUGGCGUACUUUAAGGGUGUCAAGCCGGAUGAUGUGCCGUACAUAAAUGUGCCGCUCCACACGCUGCUCGUGGUGCGAUCGUACGGUUACGAUUUUGUUGUCGAAACAGUUCCACUGAAAGUCGAAUGUGUCGAUACCUAUCGCAUUCAGCCAAAGAACUGCUCUACAUCGCGCACAACCGCCGAUGCCCUAACGACCGUUCCUGCGCACUUCGACGCUCCACUUACGCAACAAAUGUCUACGAUUAGCUAAAAGCUGCUUCCAGUUCGGCAUGGCAGCCAACCAACGACACACCGUAAACGGUUUGAUCUUUUCGACAUAAGAAACAGCUAGGCCAUUACGAUUUGCAAGGGUAUCGCAAUCAAUUCGUGCAAAUUCGUGCACUAUACCUUCAGCAAGGUACAUAAACUAGGUUAAGCUGCGAACUCUCUUCCCUUGAAAAAGCCUAAGCACGUCACGCCGGCAGGUUCUACAGUUCUUCCAUAGUGUUGUAUAUAUUGCUAGAAAUGAAGCAGCAGAGAAAGGCGAGUCAAUGCAAAAAUGAUGUGGAAGUAGGUUUUCCUCUGCCAUUUACCAGGAGAGAGAUGUGUAUGUCGUUAUAGGACGGGAGAACGACAGCAGAGUAAAUGAUUGUAUGCAUUUUGUGUGAAUCUGUUGCGUGUCCCUUUCCAGGCCGACCUUUGGGCUUUCGAUUGGCUUCAAGCACAACUUCAUUGGACUAGAGUACAAGGUUAGAAAUGCAAAGUUUUCGCUAGAUGUCCAAACAAUUUACGAAGCGUUCAAAUUUUAAACUAUACACAACGUUCGGUUGUCCCCAUAACGAGCGACACAAAAGAAAGAAGCCUUGUGAGACAAGGUUAUAAACCGAAGUUCAUUCUAUCCUGCGUACCUCGUUCUGCGAUUGUGGUGCCGGUCACGAAUGCAACAAUAUUACCAGUGUGAAAUCACAACCAGUUAU